Molecule: messenger RNA, 1246 nt
Organism: Papilio machaon (common yellow swallowtail)
Lineage: Eukaryota; Metazoa; Arthropoda; Insecta; Lepidoptera; Papilionidae
Product: zinc carboxypeptidase
Exons: 7
Coding region: 1-1236 (411 amino acids)
Biological process (GO): proteolysis
Molecular function (GO): zinc ion binding; metallocarboxypeptidase activity
Source: RefSeq, a predicted model, not a curated record
AUGUUAAAUUUAUUUAUUUUGUGUUUGUGUUGUGUAAUGGGAUUGUCAGAAAAAGUGCGUUAUGAUAAUUACACAUUGUAUAAUGUACAACCGGCAACUGAAGAACAGUUACGAUAUUUGAAUGAUUUAUAUAAAGGUACUGAUGUUCUUGAUUUCUGGACUGUACCUUCAACAGUUGAAAAUCAUGUCAGUGUUGUUUCUCCACCAAAAUCAAGAGAAGAAUUUGAAAAAGCACUUGAAAGACAAGGUAUCAAUUAUGAUGUUGUACUGGAAGAUAUUCAAAAAGCAUUUGAUGAUCAAACACGGACAAGAAGGAAACGCGAUAGUGGAAUGUAUUGGACUAACUAUCAAACUAUUGAUGAAAUUUACGAAUGGUUAUAUGAGCUUGCAAGAACUAAUAGUAACGUUGUUACUUUGAUUCAAGCUGGGAGAUCUUUCGAAGGUAGAAAUAUAACUGGGGUGAGAAUAUCUCGUAAAUCUGGAAGAAAGGCUUUCUUUAUCGAUGGCGGUCAGGUCGGUGCGGAUUGGCUGUCACCUACAGUUGUCACUUAUUUAAUAAAUCAAUUGGUGACCGGAGACGACCCUGAAGCUAGGACGGCUUCAGAGGAUUUCGAAUGGCAUAUCUUCCCGAUUGUGAAUCCUGAUGGACACCAAUUUUCUCAAGAUUCUGUGAGACUUUGGAUGAAAAAUCGCAGACCAACAAGCGGUUCUGCUAUAGGAGUCGAUCUUGCCAAAAACUGGAAUUCACAAUGGGCAGUAAGCGGAGGCAGCUUCAAUCCCUCGGAUAGCAAUUACGUAGGCCUAGGCCCUUUCUCAGAGCCUGAAACGAGAUAUGUAUCGCGUUACAUUGAUACUAUCGGUACCAAUCUUGCGGGAUUAUUAUCCUUUAGAGCAUUUGGUCAAAGGCUAUUGAUACCAUUCGCACACACAACAGAUCCAAUGUACAAUUAUAGGGAUAUGUUGACGAUUGGCAGAAGAGCUAUGGGUUCAUUGGCUGUUAAGUACAAUACGCAAUAUCUUGUGGGAACUUCGAAGGAGGUCCAUGAUGGCUCCACGGGAACAAUCGCGGAUUGGGUUAAACAUCGCUUCAAUCCACCAGUUGUAGCGACAUAUCAGCUAAGAGAUAGGUCACAGGGGUACACUUUACCUGUGAACCAAGUUCUACCUUCCUGCGAAGAAACAUACGAUUCUGUAAUGGCUAUAUUGAGAGAGGCCAAGUUUAUAAAUGUUUUGUAAAGAAGCUCUA